Molecule: messenger RNA, 3227 nt
Organism: Chara braunii
Lineage: Eukaryota; Viridiplantae; Streptophyta; Charophyceae; Charales; Characeae
Source: the annotation of a GenBank genome assembly
GGCGUGUAAGAUGCCGGAAGGAACAGCAGGCUGGUCACGGAGGGCCAAGCGGGAUUGGGUUGGCCAUAUGGAGGAGGCAUGGAUGCUGGGAAGAGGCCAGUGGCGAGUGAGAUUGAUACAGAGGGGGAGUUGACUGUCGCGUACUUAGCGCCGACGGUUGAGUUGAGGAACUGGCUCAUCGAAGAAAGAAUGAGGGACGAGGUGCAUGUGGCAGAAGUGCAUGGCCAAGUGACAUAUCAACCAUGGAAGCUGCCAGCGGAAAUGAACGCAGACAGAAUGCGUGAGCGCAAAAGAUGGCCAUGGGUGAAAGUCUUCAAAUCCUCAUUACUGGCAGCGAAAUGGAUGAGAGGGGCAGUCGAGCACUUCUUUGGUCCAAUAGUUAGUGAACAGCGGCUGGACGAUGAGCAAAGAGAGUACGUUAAGUAUGUGCUGGAUGGCCCGAUGAGGAACCCGCUGAAGAGCAGCGUCGCGGUGGCUAUCGGCCCUUAUAGCUUUGAAGAGGUGAGAGUAGUAACGAGUGAGACACCCUUUUGUGAGGUGUGCUUCACACAUGGCCACAUGGGGCUCCAUGGAAGAUGCUUGACGCCGGCUGAGACACUGCAGGAGAUGCACGAAAGGGAGAUGAGAAGUAUUAUGGACCCGAUCUUGCAGUCGAAUCCUCAAGAAGAAAGGAGGGCCUGGCAUGAGCUGGAGCUCCAGGUGGACGACGCCCUGCUGAAGGAAGCCAGAAUUGCAGCGCAGACGCGGAAGGAGGCCGCAAGCCAGGCCUGUCACGAAGAAAGGCGGAGGAAGCCGGCUAAGGGAAGAGGAAGAUACUGCCGGAAUGUACUGUGGGAGGGGAGGGGAGAUGACCCCAUGCAGACUGACGACCCGCACUGGCUUUUUGGAGAAGACCGGAAAAGGAAGGCGGAGCAGGGGCCGGAACAAGAGAAAGGCUCCAAAACGGGAAGUUCACGACAAGAACAAGGGACAGGAGGGGACCAAAGAGAGAGGGACGCUGAGGCUUCGUCAGCAAAGCCAGGUAAGGAGGUCGGGGAGGGCGGGCAGACACAGUCUUCAGAAGGGACUCGGGGGGCCGAAGAAAGGGGAGAGACCAGCCGGCAGAAAGAAGGACAGGAGGGAACGAUUACUCAGGGAACGCAAGGGCAGCAGGGGAACCGAGCUGCUUCGUCCGAGAAGAACGCUGAUGGGGGAGAAGGAGGGGGGAGGGCUGGGUUGUCCGAGGGCCAAGGGGGACAAAACGAGAGAAGGAAAGAAGCGCAGGCGGACGAUAGGCAGGUAAGGCAGGACGGACAAGGGCAGGGGCAGGCUGAAAGGCGAGGGGAACAGGACAGUGGGGGGGAGUCGGGCGCGCAGCAGCAACCGGGCAGGCCGAUGUACGAAACAUCUACGCAGGUAAGGCAGGAAGGACAAGGGCAGGAGCAGGUUGAAAGGCGAGGGGAACAGGGCAGCGUGGGGGAGUCGGGCACGCAGCAGCAACCGGCCAGGCCAGUGUACGAAACACCAAUCAUAGCUGAUCAGGUCCCCCACUCACCGAUAAAAUACGGGCGAAGGCGCAAGCAAGUGACCUCAGGACCAGAGAAGAAAUCCUCAUCAGCGGAAUGCUUUCCGGUACCGACCUUCUCCUCCGACAGGGUGGCAUCGACGCAAGGGAAAACUAUGGGCCAGGAGACCUCGGGACGGCAGGCUUCAUCGCAAACCUCACAAACAAGGCCGAAGUGUACAAGAGAGAGGCAUCAAUCCCCCUUGGGAACCAAGGGAUAUGAACCAAGGUAUUCGCUGCGAGGGAAGGGGAAAAGAAACGAGUCGCCACCGCCUUCGGGAUCGGUCCCCCUCAAGGAACCGAGCUUUGGCCUUCCGGCUGAGGGGGUGGGCGAUCAGUCAAGCUGCCAAGAAGAUGACAACUCGUUGGAAUCCUCUACUACAGAGACAUCGGAUAGCUCGGAGGAUGACCAACAGUCUGUUCAUCGGUCUGCAAACCAGCAGCAGCAGGACUGUUCAGCAGAGGGAGGGGCUCAGGGGUCUGCAAGCCAGCAGCAACAGGAGCGAUCAGUAGAAGAAGAACAUCAUACUUCGCAGGGGCAGGGGUCGGAAGAGGGGGCUACACCAGCGGAGGUGGCAAGUGCUGAGAACCGAAGUACGCAGGAGCAGGAGAGUCAGCAGCGCCAGCAGCCUGAGAGUCAGCUGGAAGGCCUGGCACGGCAGGAGCGCGUGGGGGCCAGGUUGCCUGACAUACUUAGGGCGGGAGAGGGCUAUGUCUGCCCGAUUGUCCUAUGGCAGGCGCCGGAGGAAAUAAGGCUGCUCCUGGAGGGGGCAACGGACGUACCAACUUUUGGAGUGGCCCGCCCACCUCGGGAACAGCAGGUGCUCAAGAAGGUGGCUGAGUGGUUGGGACCAAGAUACGAAGUGGUGACGAUGCCUCAGAUAUCAGCACUACGAUUUGUGAGGGAGACUGCGGGGGGGGAUGAGUAUGUCAUCUUUGUCUUCUUUGUGGAAGCCAUCCCUAAGAGUCGCAUCGACAUGAUAUGGGCGUCGGGGGAGCUGAACGAAACUGUGGAGCAAGUGCGUAUUGUACCGAUGGCUACGUCGGACCACUCUGCAGUAAUUGCGACAUUCCCGGUGGGUCGCCUGGAGGAUAUUUGGAGCCACGUCCAGAGCCGUCUCAAUCUUGCGGAAACUUGUAAGUUGGAAGAGGACAUCACGGAAGAGGAAGUGGUAAGAGCGAUUGCAGAGCUCCCUAGGCUCAAAACGCCUGGCUUGGAUGGAAUGCCGGUGGAACUCUAUAAGGAACUCCGUAAUUUCUUCGGAGUUCUGCUGACAGCAGCCUACAACGAGGCUGUGAAGGGAGGCACCCUUCCUCAAGGCUUUGCGGAUGCGUAUGUGGUUUUACUCUUCAAAAAAGGAGCCAAGGAGGACGUGCGGAACUGGCGCCCGAUCUCCAUCCUGAAUGCGCUAUAUAAAAUACUUGCCAAAGUUUUGGCAAAUCGGUUGAAGGAAGUCCUACCAAGUAUCAUCGACUCCACUCAGACUGGGUUUGUGGCGGGUCGUCAGAUCUUGUCGAAAAUUUUAUUAGCACAGCAGAUACUGGAGGAGGAGCAAUGCACAGGUCAGGCACUGGCCUUUUUGUCAAUAGAUCUUGAGAAGGCUUACGACCGGGUCAGAUGGGAAUUUUUACUGCAAAGUAUGGCAUGAAGGGGAGUUGGGCCUAUCCUGUGCAGUUGGAUUCG